Molecule: messenger RNA, 12027 nt
Organism: Porites lobata
Lineage: Eukaryota; Metazoa; Cnidaria; Anthozoa; Scleractinia; Poritidae
Source: the annotation of a GenBank genome assembly
AUUGUUUCCAGACUAAAGCGGAUUUCUAGCUGCUAAAUGUUUAAGUUAAGCAAGUUCGCCACAGCUCAAGAAGGAAUGAUGAGUCCUUUUUAGAAACUACACUACAUAUUUUUCCAGUGGUUCUUGGACUAAAUUCUUGCAGCACGGUACACUUAGAGACUAGAGUAAGAUUCUAGAAUAAUGUGAGGUAAGUUGGUUUGAAAACUAAGUUUAAAUCGGAGGGCAAAGGAAUCAAAUUAUAAAUAGUUGUACUUUCAAAUUGAUCAGAAGUUCUUACACUCCGCAAACCUUGACCGAUUUUUAAGGACCGUAAGCACAAUAUAAUCUUCUCAUCUUUUACAUAGUUUCAAGUCCCUAGAAUUAUCAAAUCGAAACAUCUUAUAUGAGUUUUAAUGCAAAUUUAAUUCGCUAUGUAAAAACACACUAUUUCCAUGGAUGAGUGGAUUUUUAAAAUUGAAAUUUUUCCCAUGUUUCCUUUUGCAUACUGGAUUUCUAACCAGCAAAGUAAAUUGAUUUGUAAGUAAACUGAUGACUGAGGGUGCCUUAAUCAAAUGGAAACUGUUUAACGAUGCGGUCCGGAAGUUUGUUACUUAUACUUUUCAGCUGAUUUAUAUGAUUACAAAUUGAAGCCCCAUGAAAUUUUUCAACUGAAGAUUGUUCAACAUUGGACCCUCGUGAAAUUUAAUUGAAGUAGAAUUCAACCAGUUGUUGCGUUCUUAAUCAGUGGUAAACCCACUGCUGUAAAUCGUUAUGGUAAAGACGCACAUCGAUCUACGCAUCAUGGCGUCUGCAUGUUGUGUUUGGUUUAGAAUCUUCAGUCUUCAUCCCCGCUCGUAGGCAGUAAUUCGUUUUCAGCUUUACAAGAAACAAACGAAAGAGAAAAGAAAAAAAGUAUGAAAAAAAUUACUCCUUGAGAGAUUGGAAGCAAAGUUGGGCCAGCUUAAACGUCACCAAUAUUCAGUAACUAUUAUAAUAGUAUCAGUUAUGCUGUUAUGCCCGAAUGGCGCAUCCAUCAUGCAAUAGGCCUCGAAUCGGGUAUUUCGUCAAGUUGUAGUUAAAGACCCAUAGCUUAUUAGGGAGUUCAUUACAUAUUGAACAGUUUCUUAAUAAGACUGAGUGUAAAAUAAGCAGAAUUAUGCACGCAUCAGUGUGAAGUGUGUGUUAUAUCCCGGGUCGGAAGGCCAUCUUAGCGGGCGGAUAACAACCUCCGACGUGUUAAAAAAUGAAGCAGCCACCGUAUAUUAUUGAUCGAGACCAAAAAGUAAUGAUGGGUUUUGCGAAACCUUUUUACCGACAAAUUAAUAGAAAACAUCACUAAAUGCAGAAUAAAAAAAUUAACAAACAUAAAUGAUGCUUUGUUUCACCUGACUUCAUUUAAUCACCUUUAUUUUCAUAAAUGAGACAAUUUUAAAUUUUAAUGAAGUCCAAGAUUGCGGUACUUUGUACAUAGGGGGUGGCCAUGUUAUUGACGUCACAUGCAGAUAUUUCAUAACAUAUACGAUUUUAAAAAUAAAUAAUGACAACGACAUAUACUUGUAUUUUCAUCGGUAGGUGGUGAAGGAUGAGUGAUUACAUCAGACGAGUCCUCAUAGGUGAUGUCUCGAAUCUUCCAGCAAAAGAGUCAAAUGUCGUACGUAUAUUUACCAGCUCGACCUUUACAGGUAAAAUACUACCGAAAUUACUACCUGAUUCUGAGCAGAAGCCUAGGCUCCUGUUCUGAGGUUAUGUCAUAAUCAACAUCAUUUUGUUUGAUAAAGCAAGGUACUGAUGUAUUGCUCGUUUUCAGUGUCACGCCAUUCAAAAUAGAUCAAAAUCAAAAUCAAAACUGUUCAAUAGAUUAAGUCCAGAAUCUGGGAAACGAACGGAGGUACAUAUACAAAGACCCUGGCCAAGAUUCAGGUCAGAGGAAUAUUUCGUAUACGACAUAUCCGAAGAAAUGUUUUACCCAAACAUAUAGAAAUUUGUAUGGAGACGCCAUGCUGGUGCUCACCUGAAUGAGCCCCAACAUGGCGGACGGAAACCAACAGAAACAUCUGUUACCAAGUUUUGCUACAAGAGCGUGAAGUUAUUCUUCGAGAAACUCAUAAACAUUAAAGUAAUACUUUUUCUAAUAGACGAACUGUUUAGAUAACAAAAUUUCCUGACAUAAGUCAUUUUUUUAACCUACAGGUAAAUGCCGCGUCACGCAAAAACUUAGAAAUUUUCAAGCGUACUCUAUCACAAAACCAAUAACCCUUUUGAAGCGAAAAUUUGUAUGAAAAUUAGUUUUCUGCUGCUCUAAUACAUUGUGAAAGUAAAAUCUCGGUAGGAUCGAUAGUUUUUUGGUCUGAACUUUAGUGACGUCAUGUGAAAACCAACAAUACACGACAGCUAGAAAGCUUUUGCUGACAUGCUAGAGCAAUACCCGCACAUAGAUACACACAUGUCAUUUUGGUUGAGCAUACUACCGGUGUCUACAUGCCCCUACUCCGGCUGUAUUAACUGCAGUGUGAAAUCUUUUACGUCCCAUGAGAGUCAGUGUUCCUAAUACUGAAAGUAGCUGCCGAGUGUGAGCUGAGAGGGCCUACGGUUUUUGAUCCUUAUCCGAAAAGACAACAAUAUCUGACCAUAGCACAACAGCAGCACAUAGCAUUCUCUUUAGGUGGUGCAGUGCCGGUGGACCGGCCGGGGUUUAAGCCUGCGGUCUCCUAAGGGGCAUCAUCCAGCGACGGUUUCCUCCUUAAUACACACAAAACACUUUUUGGGCUAUCCAGAAUACUUUUAGAUCUCUCAGUAGAACUGCAUUCUAAGCGGCGCCGGGGCAAUAAAAUUUGUACCUGUUCGCUCAUUCUAGGGGAACUUGAAUCUCAAUAAAAAGGGCUUCAGUAUUACUUUCCCGACAAAUUUAGAUGCAAUUUAACGUAUUACGACUGACUAGAUCGAGCUUUUCUGAUUCCUCCCUCGAUCGCAUUUAUGAAUCCGAAAAUUUUAGGUUUCCUUUUUGUAUGAAAAAUAGCCUAACAUGGGCAGUGAAAUGUGAAAAAUUAAACUUCAGUAAAUCGGUGGGAAUUUAUUAGAUAAGCUUCAAAAACUUGUACAUGAAUGGAAUGCAUGGUCAUCUAGAAAUUUUAAGCCGUCCUCAAGUAAUAGAAAAUUCUAGGCAAUAUUUCUCUACUCCGCUCAGAUAUUUUACAAAAAGCAGUCGUUGGGUGCCCCCGUGAAUCUCCCUCUCGGCAGACCGGCGCUUAUCAACUUAACCUAAUAAAUAAGUUGGACGAAAAUCGCUCGUUGAUUCCGUGGGGAUUAAGAGUGCCUAUUGAGAGAGAAGAUUUUGCGGUUUUUGCUUUUUUGCGGCUUCCUCGAUUGCCUUAGUGAAGAGAGAAUUGCCGAUCACGAAUGAUUUGCGAGAUAAAAAUGGCGAUUUAGUGAUGCGUUUUUGUCAAGACGUUGAAAGAAACAACAAACUAGUAGCCUGCCAUUAAUCUCGCAGAAGUUAAGUCGGAAAUAUUUUGAAUAAAUAAUAAAACAUUACUUUUAUUCGGUUUUCCAAUGAUAUGAAGAAAUAGGCACCUCUGGGAGGGUGUACGUUGUCCGCCUCGGCCUUAUUGUAAUUCUUCAUAUCAUGCUCAGCUUCAUCCAAUAACUGCCAAAUAUCCUCCGCCUGCAGAUACCGUGGAAGAGAGAAACCGUCUCAUGCGAGAUGUUUACCCAAGCCUGCGAACCUACUGCCAGCAGCGAGGCUUAGAAUUUCAAGUAGUUGACAUGAGGUGGGGCGUACGCGAUGAAACCACCGCUGAUCACAAAACAAACGAAAUCUGCGUACAGGAGAUCAAGAAUUGCCAGAGGCUUACUCCAGGACCCAACUUUGUGGUGAAUAUGUGUUAAAGUUACUAUGAAACAAUCUCAUUUUCCCUUACAUGACUGUUCUUACCUCUCUGAAUUCAAUAAGCGAGUUAUUUUAUUCAGUGUCUUCUAGGAAAUAAGUAUGGUUAUCGCCCGUUCCCUUACAAAAUCAAAGCAGAUGAGUUUGAACUCUUGGUUGAAGUGGCCCGGGAAAUUUACGAUCAGCCCAAACACAUCGAUUCACUUUUGGAUUGGUACUGGAAGGUGAGGUUAUUUAAAGUUCAAACUAUCCAUAGAAUUUGAAAAACACUUCGAAAAUUCAAAAUCACUGACGAUUUGACCUUGCGACCUUUGUCGCGCCAUGCAUCGCUGCUUGUUAGUUAUUUGAAUGGCUUAUUAGAAUUUUUCAUUUUUGUUUCCAGUCGAAGAGUUAUUUAAGAACUGAGAUGUGGAUUCAAGCUUUUGUUCUAAAGAACCUAACUGAAUCCAAUAAACACAGCCACAGUGAUGGGAAACCUUUGUGAAUUAUAACAUAUAAACAAAUGAAUAAAUAAACACCACGUUUUCUUAGAAAAAUUUUAACUCAAAUGCGCAACUGUGUUGUGAUCAGAGUGACAAAUAUUUGUUGCAGGACUGGCAUUUAGUAAUAUUUUCAUCGGUAUUUGCUUAUAUCCUCCUAAAAAUAUCAAGUCGUAUAUUUAUUGGAAGGAUCAGUGUGAUAUCAUUUAUAAGGUGUCAACUCUCUCUAAGACGGACACCUCUGGGACCUGCCUCUACUGUCCAUCUUGGAGAUGCGUCCAUCUUAUGGAGAUUCGAGGUAACAUGACACCAGUAAAUACUUAAGCUGAACCCAUUCGUCUGUUUAACUUAUGCAAAACUGCUAAAACUGGAACAUUGUAUCAGAAAAGUGGAAUCAUUUUCUUAUUGUACAAUCAAACGUUCAUACAAGCAAACGUUCAUGGCUUUGUGGCCUAAAAGUGUAACAGUAUACACUCUGCAAACUAGAGCAAGACCACAAAAUAUUGGAAAUUGUGCAAUUUACAGUCUUGUAGAGCCCCGUCAUUUCUGUUUUUAAGUAUUUUUCACUUCACAACUCACUUGUCAAGUGUCCGUUGACAGUUUCAAAAGUGUCCGUUAUCCAUAUUAGAGAGGUGUCCAUCUCAUGGAAAGUAUAGUGACAGUAAAAGGACUGAAAAACGGCAGGGACCAACAUCAGGUGUCCGUCUUAGAGAGGUGUCUGUCUCAUAGAGAGUAUAGUUACAGUAAAAGGACUGGAAAAAAAGGAAGGGACCAACACCAGGUGUCCAUCUUAGAGAGGUGUCCUUCUCAUGAAAAGUAUAGUUACAGUAAAAUGACUGAAAAAAGGCAGGGACCAACACCAGGUGUCUGUCUUAGAGAGGUGUCCAUCUCAUAAAGAGUAUAGUUACAGUAAAAGGACUUUAAAAAGACAGGGAUCAACACGAGGUGUCCAUCUUAGAGAGGUGUCCUUCUCAUGAAAAGUAUAGUUACAGUAAAAUGACUGAAAAAAGGCAGGGACCAACACCAGGUGUCUGUCUUAGAGAGGUGUCCAUCUCAUAAAGAGUAUAGUUACAGUAAAAGGACUUACAAAAGGCAGGAACCGACACCAGGUGUCCGUCUCAUAGAGAGUAUAGUUACAGUAAAAGGACUGAAAAAAAGGCAGGGACCAACACCAGGUGUUUGUCUUAGAGAGGUGUCCGUCUCAUAGAGUAUAGUUACAGUAAAAGGACUUAAAAAAGACAGGGAUCAACACCAGGUGUCCAUCUUAGAGAGGUGUCCGUCUCAUCGAGAGUAUAGUUACAGUAAAAGGACUGAAAAAAAGGCAGGGACCAACACCGGGUAUCCGUCUUAGAGAGGGUCGGGCUUAUAGAGAGAAUAGUUACAGUAAAAUGACUGAAAAACGGCAGAAACUAACACCACGUGUCCGGCUUAUAGAGAGUAUAGUUACAGUAAAUGGAGUGAAAAAAAGGCAAGGAUCAACACCAGGUGUCUGUCUUAUACAGGCGUCUGUUAAGAGAGAGUUGACUGUACCUACUGAUCAGUCAGUGUUUAUUGCUGACCAGAUCGCUCUAUUAAAGCCUUUUCUGUCAAUUCUCUUCAACCAAUCAAUCAAUCAAUCCUUUAUUUUAACAAGUUAGGUCGAGGAGCUAAAAAACUCGUUCAAAAUACGAACGUGUAUAACUAAAAUCUCUAAUAGUUACAGCUAUAUUAUAAUAUUAUUCUAUCUUAAAAACAACUCAAUAAAUAUAUAAAAACUUAGUAAUAAAAACGAAAAAUAUAAAAAGCUAAAACCUACUAAAAAGCCAUAUACUAAAAACGUGACAGGAAAACUAUAAGACACGUGGUACUAUGGUAUUAGUAGUGGCAACACUUAGCGACUUUUGAAUAAUGUAUGAAUCAUGGUAAUCUGUGAUCAGUAUUAUUUUAUUUUAUCCUUUAGGACACGAAUGCCAUCCCUGCUGAGUAUGUGCUUCAGCCGAUCACUCACCAUUUUCCAAAUUAUAACGAUUUAAGUGAGAAAAACAGAGAGAAAAACCGAGAAGAAAGAGAACAGUGGUGGGAGAUUUUUCAGUCUUUCCAAAGACUACUCAAAAGGACGGCAAAGGCGGCUAUUGAAAGGAAACAAAUCACAUUACAACAAGCACAUAAGUAUUUCAGUUCAGGUAUGUGUGGGAAUAAGAAACUGUUCAACUUGACAGACAUACCUUGUUUAAUUAGUAUGAAUGAUUAUUAAGCACAGAAUUCUGUAGCUUGAGAAAACAGCCGAAAUUUCGCGGCGUCACCACAGGUUUCCCCGAUCCUGCCUUUCAAGUCCCGCUUUAAAACCAGAUUGUGUCAGUGCACGAGUUCAACCUCUCAGUCACGAUUUUAAAUAGCCAAUUAGUUUGCCUUCUGCCUUGGAGUUUAUAACAAGUCGUGUCUGCCUGGAAUGUCUCUGUUGUGGUUAGUUGAGCGGAGUGCCCCUAAGCUAGCUAUACAACUAAGUGCAUUUUAUUCUAUGAAAACCGAAGCGUUUACUUGACUUUUUAUAUUUCUUUUCCCGUACUUUUCAGUGACUGAGGAAGAGAUUGAAUAUGGCAUUCUGGGUUCUUCAGACCCCAGCGCCCAAUCCCUCUGCUACAUACGACACCUUUCAGACAUUGAAGUUAACCUCGCUGACAAAAACUCUCGAAACUAUAUCGACAUAUCAGAAGGGGAGCAAGACACUGAGGCGCAAGAACUCUUGGACAGACUUAAACGCGACCGGAUACUUCAGAGACUAGGAGAACACAAUGUAACCCACUAUGAAAUCCCGUGGAGCAAUGGAGGAAUCAACGCAUCCGAUCGAAUGCAUGAACAAUAUCUAAACAGCUUUUGCAACAAAUUUGAGGCGGAUAUCCAGAGAUUAAUCGAGAAGAGCUUACAGCAUACUGCGAAUGAAAAAGCGAAAGAAAGCAGCUUGUACAAGGAAGUUCUUCAUCAUUCCUGGUUUUGCCAAGACAAGUGCGCCACCUUUCGAGGUCGCGAGGGCAUUUUAAAGAAGGUUGAAGCAUUCCUAAAAGACUUCGAAAAGAGGGAACCUUUGGUCAUCUACGGAACAUCAGGGUCUGGUAAAACUUCAAUCAUGGCGGUCGUCGCUAAGUCGGCAAGGCAGUGGCUUGGAGAUGGUACCGUGACAAUUUUUCGCUUCCUUGGUACAUCCCCAAACAGUUCAUCAAUUCGAUCCGCACUAGCCAGCGUGUGCAUUCAAAUUUGCGAAGUGUACGGAUUGGACCUUCCAAAAGCAGAUAUUCUGGAAGAUUUUUCCCAGCUAGUUCGAUUUUUUCAUGAUUUGAUCGCCAACUUGCCAGUGAGUGCUGUUAAACCAUUGGUGCUCAUUUUGGAUUCUGUGGACCAGUUAUCUGCUGCAAACAACGCGCAUCUUAUGAACUGGUUGCCAAAGAAAUGUUCAAAAUUUGUGAAAAUUAUAAUUUCUGUUUUGCCGAAUUAUUAUGACAUUCUACCAAACAUUCGUCGAAGUCUUCCAAUCGAGAACUCGUACAUUGAAGUACCGGUGCUAACCAUUGACAUGGGGAAGCAAAUUCUGGAAGCAUGGCUUGAAGGAAUCGGACGAACAUUAACAGAGGAACAAUUCGAGUUAAUCUUAGCCCAUUUUACUCAAUGUCCUCAGCCGCUGUUCCUAAAAUUGAUAUUUACUGAGGCAUCGAAAUGGGCUUCUUACACAAAUGUUCGAGGCUUUGACCUUGGAAGCGACGUUAGUCAAGCCAUCCGCCUUUUGUUCCAACGCCUUGAACGAAACCAUGGGAGAACCCUUACAUCACGUGCCCUCAGCUAUAUCACUGCUGGCAGAAGUGGUCUCACAGAAAGCGAGCUUGAAGAUACCCUAUCACUUGACGAUGACGUCAUUGAUGACGUGUAUCAAUACUGGGAUCCUCCCGUUCAAGGCGUGAUUCGUUUGCCGAACUUACUGUGGGCGCGUAUACGCCAUGACAUAGACGAGUUUCUGACUGAGCGACAGGCAGACGGAAAGACCGUGAUUGCAUGGUACCACCGUCAGUUCUGGGAGACCGCACAGACUCGUUAUUUAUCUGACCCAGAAGAUAAAAGGUCUCGUCAUUCCUUGUUGGCUGAGUAUUUUCAAGGUAAAACUGCAGUUUUGUUUCCAGCUUAGCAAGUGGUUAAAACUCAAGCGUGUUGAUUUACCAUCUAAUGAGUCUUCAAUCACACAUGGAUUGGGAUUUAAAGACAGUUUUCCGUCUUUAAAUUCAGAUUGGACGGUAUCAUUUCUCACUGGAUUCUAUCCUUUACGAGUUCCCCGUCUCGUAGUAGGACUUCGGCUAAUCUCAAAAAAAGGUUUCCCCGUAGAAUAAUUUACCUUUAAGUGUACGGUAACUCACUGAAACGAGUCUGUCAGUUCCAAACAGCUGAUUUUAAGGAUAAUUACAGUCUACUACACCUGUAACUGUUCCAUAUUUAGAUUCAUGAAAGCUAUUGUUUUUUAUAUCAUUUGCAGGCAAAUGGGGCGGUGGACGAAAGAAACACAUUAUUUUGAAUCGUAGGAAGAAAACGCUACCAGACGCUGACAGGCAAGUCUCCAGUCAGCCACAGAUGUUUAGCAAGGAUGUGUUUAACUUAAGAAAGCUCAGUGAAAUGCCAUAUCACCUCAUUUACUCAGGGCGAGCUUCUGCAUUGGACGAUGAGGUCUUGUUCAAUUUUGAGUGGAUUAAUGACAAAUUAAAAGGACAGUCAUUAAAUGAUGUUUUGGAGGACUACGUCCUUGCACUAGAGGUCAGACCGGAGCUGGACGUAAGGUGGGAAUUGGUUAUAGUAAAGUUAAAUUAAGUUAGUUAUCAUACCUCUAUUCCUUUAGGGUUGUUAUUUAAGAUUAAAAGCAAUCUCUUUUUGACGGAAAAAUGGUUAAAUACGGUAGUAGUUUGUUUCGUGGUGAAACUUUGAGAUCAGUACAAGAUUCUGGGAAACUUCCCGCCUACCCCUGCCCUAAUCCAACGUUAACGCUGCUUCUUACCUAAAGCAAAAUAUUGGAUUAGGGAGCAGAGGGUUCAGUCAAGGUUUCAUUUGAUUGUUUGCUUUGCAAAUACAAAUGCAAAAAAAGACUGAAACAGAUACCUUUCAGUGAGGGUAUGUAGCCAGAAAAAUACUACAAAUGACUGAAUAUUGUAUAUAUUUCGAGAAAGGUUGUCGGAAAAAUUGUGCACGAGACAAUCCCGAAAGGUAAUAUGGGAUAUGAUCAAUACACUGUUCCUGACGACUGUAGCUGUCGAACCUACUUUUGUUGCUUUCCUUUGUCGCAAACACAUUCCAAUUCUUUCAAAUUUCUUUGAAAAAAGAGAACUCAAAAACCCAACAAUGCCUUCCAGGAAAACCCCGAAAUAAUCAUGAAGAGCUACCCUGGUUUAAAGUUAAUUCAGGUAUAUUUUGAUGAGAAAACCCCAGCUCUCGUUUUUUCAAGACUUUCAUGCAGUUGUCGUGCUCAUUUAAGUAGUUUAGUUUUGAUUGGUCAUUUCAAGUUCCCAACAGUAUUUGAAAUUCUGUUUACUAGGUUGAUCCAUGAUACUCUAAUCCUUGCCUCGAGCAACAUCAAACAGGAUGUGAAUUGCCUGGCCACACAGCUUCUUGGAAGACUGCUCGCCUUCGGCGGACAGUUUCAAACAAUUCACAGCCUUAUUAAACAAUGCUUUCGCUGGUGCUACGAGCAGCAGUCACCUCUCUUCAUCCCUCAGACAGCGUGUCUCAUCUCGGCUGGUGGACCUCUGAAAACCAACCUACGAGGUCACGAGCAAAGAGUGAACGAAGUUCUUGUCACUAGUGACAAUAAGUUCAUCGUCACUUCAGGCGAAGAUGCUCUUAUUAAUGUGUGGAACAGCACCAAUCUUGACUGCCUUCACACGCUAAAAAUGGCCAGCAAAGGGCAAAGCUGUCUAGCAUUGACACUGGAUGACAAAUAUGUCAUUGGAUCCGCCAAAUCCAGCGUUGGAGUGUGGAAUAUUGAUUCUGGAGAAGCUAUGGCGCAUUUUGACAAUGGAUGUGUGGUCACGUGUUUAGCGACGUCUUCUGAUGGCGCUUAUGUUGUGACAGGUGGUAAUGACGGUACAGUUCAGGUCUGGGGCAUAAUCGAUGGAGCAAAAGAGAGAACGUAUCUCGGGCAUGAAGGUAAAAGCUCUUUUAAACCGUUUUUCCAAAGUUUGGCUGGUGUAAUGUAGUAACAAAGUUUUAACCUUGCAUAAUCAAAUUAGUCAACGCUGCAACAGGUAUAGACUUCGCUUUAGUAUUGCAAAAAAAGCUUUAUCAAAAUAUAUCUUUAAAAGCAUAUUAGGUAAAAGGCUGCCGGUCGAUCUCUGUAAAGCUUGGACAGAAUACAUCUUUAAGCAUUUAUCGAUCCAUUUUUUUGUGAAAACAUUCCCAUUCAGUUUCUUCGUCCUGCGGAUGAAGAAACGCAAAUCCUUCGAAACGCUGUUUUCAAACUGCAACAAAGAUAACAAUUUUUCCCUUUAUAGGACCAAUCAGCGAAAUCGUUCUAGGGAAUAAUGGUGGGGCAAGAGUUAUUACUGGCUCCCAGGACAGUUCGAUCCGUGUGUGGUCCCUAACAGGAGACGAAUGCCUAGCAUGUUAUGAGGGUCACACCGGUUCUGUCCUCUUUGUAUGGCGAUGUCAUAUGACCGUGAGAGCGUCAUUUCUGGUUCAGAAGAUAAAACGGUCAGGGUCUGGGACCUAAAUACAAAGAACUGUGCCACUUUUAAAGGUCACGGAGGUACGGAAAUACAAGCAACUGAGUGACUAUAUCUUUACUGAUAAUAAGGCCAAGGCUGGCCAUGGUUUAAGCGACGUAAAACCGAUUCGAUCUUGUGGUGCGUUUUUUCAGUCAAGGACCCCCGAUAACUUCGAGUGGUCUGUUGUUUCAACUUAAAUAUACUACCCCAUUCUGUAAAUAUACUAUCCCAUUCUGUAAAUUGUACAAACUUAACAAAAACAACUCUAUUAGCUAUAGAGGCGCUAUUCUUUGGAACGCUGUCUCGAGUCAUUUUACAGACCAUUUUAGCGUACAGUCGGUCCAGUCGCUGCCCAGUCACUACCAAGAUUUUAAAUGUUUUUAAGUAUUUUAAGUUUUAAAUGCUGUAGUCAGUUUACUUAGAGGUAACUAAUGUAAAUUCAUUUUAACCUUGUAUUUUUUUUUGGUUAGAAUCUUACUGUAUAUUUUUAGAGUUUUAAUUGUAGUUGUGUUUUGUAAGUAAUGAUAUUCUUAUUUUUUAUGUAGUUUUAUCCAUUUGUAAUUAUUUUUACACGACCCCACAAGAUUUGAGCUUUAAAUAAUAUCGUGUUUACAUAAAGGAUAUGUAUGUAUGUAUGUAUAUAUGUACAUGUUGAGAUUUUUAUUUAGAAAUAUUCUUUUAGUUGCUCGACUUUAUUUUGAGGAUGUAGGGUAAAUCCGUUAUGUCUAUAUAAAAUUUUGUAAAACCUCUAUUUACUGUAUACAUACUUUAACUUUCAGGUUUAAUCAAAUGCCUAGCUACCAUGAGUGAUGGCCGUCGAAUAGUGUCUGGAUCUAAGGACCAGUCAUUAAAAGUCUGGGACCUUGUCACUCUCCAAUGUUGCAUGACUCUUAAAGGCCACACAGACCUCAUUUGGCGUGUGGCUGUGGCUUCUGAUGACAGUUUUAUCGUAUCUGCCUCUAAAGACGACAUGUUAAAA